Messenger RNA from Acyrthosiphon pisum (pea aphid), 1175 nucleotides. RefSeq names its product protein dimmed-like. Gene Ontology annotation, molecular function: E-box binding; protein dimerization activity; DNA-binding transcription factor activity, RNA polymerase II-specific. Gene Ontology annotation, biological process: axon development; sensory organ development; positive regulation of transcription by RNA polymerase II. Gene Ontology annotation, cellular component: nucleus. The record is from RefSeq and is a predicted model, not a curated record. NCBI's taxonomy places the organism in Eukaryota, Metazoa, Arthropoda, Insecta, Hemiptera, Aphididae. The transcript is spliced from 3 exons. Bases 467 to 1156 code for a protein of 229 amino acids.
UAUUAUAUAUACGAUACCAUUAUUAUUAUUAUCAUCGUUACCUAUACACGCGCGUAGCUGAUGACCAUAUGCCGUCUGCCGGCACGCGCUUCCGCGUCAAUGAGUGUUUGGGGCUCGUGCCGUCAACUGCCGUGCCGUCUGCCUAAGUGCCCAAUAAUAAUAAUAAUAGUAAUAACGAUACACAGUGCCGUCGGUGUCCGUCUCCGAUUGUAUUUCGCCCGCGCGUUUUUUCCACACUUUUAUAUUAAAUAAUUUACUUUUGUUUAUAUAUCUACCUGUGGAUUUAUCGUACACAUAUACACACGUGUUCUACUGUCGUGAUUAUAUAUUUACAUGAAUAAUAAAUAUAUACCGCUGACUUGCAUAAUAUAGUAACACACAUACGAGUUAAACACCGCCCGCGACUUUGUCAACAGGUAUAUACAAUAUAGUGACGAAUGGUGGUCGUCGAAUAGACCAGCUAACGAUGGAUAUGGUUCAGUAUCGUCAUCACCAGCAUGAGCAGCAACACCAGCAGCACCACCUGCAGCCAUUCGAAGCGCACCAGGGGCACCAUCUCGCUGUUGGGUCGGCCGACUACGGAUGCGUCGGGCUGGGAAAUUCCGACGGAAAGCGGAUCGAAUCACCGUCGCGGCACGGCGCGUACUGGCAGUGGCAACACUCGUCGGACGGUUCGUCGUCCGAGGGGUUCAAUAACGGGCAGCGAGCGUUCCUCGACGAUUCCGCGGACCGCGGCUGCUGGGACGCCACUGCGAGCUGCGGUAGCUCGCCACCGCCAUCGACCCAUCGACUACCUGCACCGCUGGUCGACGAAUGCUCCUUCACCGGUCAUCUUCAGUUACUGCAGCCACUGACAUCCCGGCACAGCGACCGAUGGAAUCGUUCCUAUUUCAGACAAUCGUCAAAUGACUAUGUAUCGACAAAGCCUAACAGCAAAGAGUCCAUAUCGCCUACAGUGGCAAGAAAGAGGCGUUUAGCGGCUAAUGCGAGGGAACGUCGACGCAUGAAUGGCUUGAAUGAAGCAUUUGAUAGACUCCGUGAAGCUAUACCAACGUCCAUAGAAGACGAACACAAAUUAUCAAAAUAUGAAACGUUACAAAUGGCUCAAAGUUAUAUAUCAGCAUUAUGCAACUUACUGGAUCAAGCUCAUAAAUAAAAUAUAAUUUAUUACUCAA